Messenger RNA from Scomber japonicus (chub mackerel), 3246 nucleotides. It is a transcript of the gene tlr9, whose product is annotated as toll-like receptor 9. Gene Ontology annotation, cellular component: plasma membrane. The coding region runs from base 1 to 3246 and encodes 1081 amino acids. The transcript has 3 exons. The record is from RefSeq and is a predicted model, not a curated record. Gene Ontology annotation, biological process: toll-like receptor signaling pathway; positive regulation of interleukin-6 production; canonical NF-kappaB signal transduction. Gene Ontology annotation, molecular function: pattern recognition receptor activity; protein binding. NCBI's taxonomy places the organism in Eukaryota, Metazoa, Chordata, Actinopteri, Scombriformes, Scombridae.
AUGCGUAAGGUAAUUGUGUUAGGCUAUCAAGAAACAACUGAAAUUAGUUUGGCUUCUUUUUUUCAGGCUCUGUUGAAAAAUAUCCUCAUCAUCAGUCAGCUCCUUCCACUAGUGAGAACUAUAAAUACCAUCUUCUUCCCAUGUGACACUGAUGUGAAUACCACCACAGUGGACUGCUAUGAAAGACCACUUACGCAUGUUCCUCUCAUCAAGUCUACCACAGUAGUGUCACUCAAUUUAAGUCGGACUAAGAUACACCAAGUGCUGCAGUAUGAUUUCUCACAUGUCCCAAACCUUGAAACCCUGAAAAUGAUGGAUAAUUGUCUGCCGGUUCACCUGAGAGCUUUAGUAGAUCCCUCUUGCAAAAUGGAGAUUCACAGAGAUGCCUUUAAGAACCUAUUAAAGCUUAAAAUUCUGAACCUGUCAGGAAAUAGCCUCACCUCCAUACCCUUGUUACCAAAAAACCUAAAGGUUCUCGAUCUGAAGAAUAAUCGUAUCUCCCACAUUACCGAACCUUUAAAUACUCCACAUCUAGAGCAUCUCUUCCUCUGCAAGAACUGCUUUUAUGCAAACCCUUGCAACCAGUCCUUUUACAUCAAUGAGACGGUUUUAACAGAGCUCCCUGAACUCACAAAUCUCACUUUAGGGUAUAAUAAUUUGACAACUGUCCCUAAAGGGUUGCCACCCUCACUGAAGAUGCUGGAUUUAAAAGAGAAUGCAAUUCAGGGAAUCUCUGGAAGACCAUUUGCCAAUCUGAUGCUCCUACAGUAUUUGAAUAUUGAGUGGAAUUGCCAGCGAUGUGAUCAUGCAGCCAGGCCCUGCUUUCCUUGCCCACAAAAUCGCCCCCUAUUCCUGCAUGCAAACUCCCUAUAUGCUGAGAACAGCUCCAUCACAUACCUAAGUCUGAGGGGAAACUCUCUGAAAACAUUUCCAGAGGGCCUUUUCAGACCUUUGAAGAAUUUAAAGAGAUUAGACCUCUCUGACAAUCUUUUGGCAUAUGCCAUACAAAAUGGUACCUUCUUUAAAGAGCUGAAGGGCCUCACUUGGAUUAGCCUUAUCUAUAACUAUGAACCACUGAAGACAUUUAAAAACAUGAGCCUUUCACCACAUAUUGGCAAUAUAUCUGGUCUACAAUAUCUUCUUUUGAGUGGUAACUUUUUCCACACACUUUCAAGAGAGAGCCUUGAAGUUCUGUCCAAACUUCAAAAUCUAAAGACUCUAGAACUGAGAAUGAACUUCAUCAAUACUUUUGACUUGAGUGCUCUGAAAAAGUUAGGUUCUCUAAAAGUUAUUGACCUCUCCCAAAAUAUGCUUAAUUUCCUUCCAUGCUGCACAAGUCCAUCAUCUAAGAUUAUUUCACAGCAAAGCUGUCAGAACCAGAACUUGUAUAUGCAUGAGCUUCUUAACCCACCCCUUCUAGUGGAUCGAGAAGUCACACAUGGAAGUGACAUCUGGGAAUCCAACCAAUCAACCAAUGUGCUGGAAGUGUUGGAGUAUAAUGUGUCACGAUUUCCAUCAAUUUGGGACUUUAAAAAACUUUUUUGUCACAAUAAGCUGACAUUUGAUUUGUCACAAAACGACAUUCUGUCUCUUAACAAAGAUGUGUUUGUAGGCAUGGAAAAUGCUGUCUGUCUAGACCUUUCCUUCAAUUACAUGAGCCAGACACUGAAGAAAGGGCUGUUCACUAGCAUGAAAAACUUAGUUUUUCUUGAUUUGUCAUACAAUAGACUUGAUCUUUAUCAGAAAGAUGCCUUCAGUGAGCUUAAAACCACUCUGAAGGUAGUAGACAUUAGUAAUAAUGAGUUUCACUUCAAAAUGAGGGGUAUGGGCCAUCGGUUGGAGUUCCUUCAAAACCUGACUAAUUUAGAAGUCCUAAGUCUGGCAAACAAUGGCAUUGGGAUGCGUAUAGAUCAAAGGCUGAUCAGCAGCUCUGUGAAGUACUUCUACUUCUAUGGAAACCACCUGGACAUCAUGUGGGAGUCUGACAACAACAAGUACACUCAUUUCUUUCAAAACUUGACAAACCUCAUCUACCUGGACAUCUCUAACAAUGAACUGAAAUCAAUCUCACCAGAAGUGCUGUGCAACCUCCCAGAGAGCAUUAAGUUCCUCAGCAUCAGUGACAAUCUGCUGAACUAUUUCCCAUGGCUAAACAUCUCAGCAUUCAGCAAUUUACAUCACCUGAACCUGAGUCAAAACUUCCUCUUUUAUUUACCCCGUAAAGACAUAAAAUUUGGAGCAAAUUUUUCUUUUUUGGACCUCAGUCACAAUCGACUUAGUGUAAUUCCUGAGGACUUUUUUAAACAGGCAAAAUCAUUGCAAUAUCUCUAUCUCAACCACAAUCAGAUUAAAGAGUUGAACCAUCAGUAUCUCCCUGCCCCUUUUAAAAAUGGUAGUGCCCUUCAGAAACUCACCUUGCAUGCCAAUCCCUUUAAAUGUGACUGUGCUGCAUCUUGGUUUGCAGACUUCUUACGUACUACUCCGGUUCAGAUUCCUUAUCUCACCAUGCAUAUACACUGUCAAUUCCCCGAGUCCCAACAAGGCAAGAGUGUUUUGUCGAUGGACCAGCGUUCCUGCCAGGACAUAUAUGGUAGCGUAGCUUUCCUUGUCAGUUUCUUCUUGGCUGUGAUAUUCACUGUUCUGCCCCUGCUGAAGCAUCUCUAUGGAUGGGAUCUGUGGUAUUGCUUACAGGUGCUUUGGGCAGGACAGAAAGGAUACUCCCAGCUGGCUGGUAGUGAUUCACAGUAUCACUAUGAUGCUUUUGUGGUGUUUGACACCAAUAACCAGGCUGUGAGAGAUUGGGUCUACAAUGAGUUAACUGUCCAUCUGGAGAACUCAGGUCACAGAAGAUUUUGCCUUUGUUUAGAAGAGAGAGAUUGGAUUCCUGGGUUUUCAUGUAUUGAAAAUCUGCACAAUGCUGUCUACAACAGUGUGAAGACUGUAUUUGUGCUGUCCAGUGGUGUUAAUGGUGGUGAGACAGUGAAUGGUGUGAUCCGCCAAGCUUUCUUCAUGGUUCAGCAGCGACUUCUCGAUGAAAAGGUUGAUGUAGCUGUGCUGGUUCUGUUGGAUGAGAUGUUUCCUAAACUGAAGUACCUUCAGUUGCGGAAGAGGUUGUGCAGGAAGUCUGUGUUGUCCUGGCCGAGAAACCCGAGGGCCCAACCUCUUUUCUGGAAUCGAAUAAGAAUGAGCCUGUCAUCAGAUAACCUCAAAUUCUAUGACAACAACAUUAGUGAAAGUUUUAUAUGA